Aaosphaeria arxii CBS 175.79 is the source of this 1759-nucleotide messenger RNA. RefSeq lists its product as uncharacterized. The record is from RefSeq and is a predicted model, not a curated record. NCBI's taxonomy places the organism in Eukaryota, Fungi, Ascomycota, Dothideomycetes, Pleosporales. The transcript has a single exon. Gene Ontology annotation, molecular function: 1-alkyl-2-acetylglycerophosphocholine esterase activity. Bases 225 to 1337 code for a protein of 370 amino acids.
CUAAUCGCCUGCUUCAUCGAGCUUAGCAGGGAAGUCUAAAGCAUCACCAUAACCAGGCUAGUCUGAUUGGAACAAUAUCGUAAUCAACAACUGGAUAAGCUUCAGCCUUAGACCAACACAGGAUCAAGAUCCAUGAAGGAACGAAAGGUCCAGCCGCCCACAGCAUUUAAAUGAUCAUGAGUUCCUGUCCCCUCGUCUGACAACUUCGUGUCUAAGAACUCAUCAUGUUGGUUAUUGUUGCGUCCCUGCUACUCCAGGCAGUCUCUGCCGUGCCAUUCCCUCCGCCGACAGGUCCUUAUCACGUUGGAUACACGCAGCAUGUCUUCAAUCACACUACACCAAACGACCCUGUGGCUCCCCAAAACGCAUCUUCAAUCCUACUGGCGACAAUUUACUAUCCUACCUUGACCAUACCUGUGCCAGGAAACAACACAGCGCCAUACCUAGAUCCAACAACCGCGAAACUCUGGGGCGACAUUCUCCAAUAUCCAAAUAACUCCCUCCAGAGUCUCACGACAUGGAACGUAUACCAGGCGCCACCUCUGGACAAAGCAACCUACGGCGUGUCGCAAAAGCCGACCGUCAUUUUCUCCCCUGGUGGCGGCGAGAACGCCAUCAUGUACAAUGCGCUGAACUCUGAACUCGCAUCUCAGGGCUACACAGUGCUUGCCCUCGACCAUCCUGGCGAGACCCCCUAUCUCCAGCUUCCGGACGGUGCAGAAGGCGUCUAUGGAAUCGACAUAACUGCGUCCUGGAACGCGACGCUGCAGGCGGCUGUAUACCACAUGCGCGUCUCAGACACUCUCGCGAUUAUCAGGGAACUCUUCCCAUCGUAUGUAGAAUCUACCGGAGCAUCAUUCAACACGACCCACUAUCUCACAAUCGGCCACUCGCUCGGUGGCGCCGCAUCUGCUGGCGCCCUAGCAGUCGAAGACUCCAUUCUCGGCGGCGUGAACCUCGACGGCCUCUUCAUCAACCUCCCAGACGUCAAGAAACCCUUCCUGAUGAUCGCCGGAGCCGAACACACCCCCGCCAUCGACCCAUCUUGGUCUCCCUUCUCCGCAAACCAGUCCGGGUGGUACCAGUGGGUCAACGUCACGGGCAGCAGCCACCAGAACUUUGCGGAUCUGGGCGACUGGGUGGAUCUCCAGGGGUUGAGGGGUAAGACUAUCACGCCGUCGUUGGACAAGAUCUUCGGCCCCAGGAUGGACUAUAUUGUUAGGAGCUUCGUGUCGAGGUUUUACGAUUUCGUUCUUGGGGAGGAGGGGUGGUGGGAUGUGCCGAAUUAUAAGUUCCCGGAGGUUGUGUAUGUUAAUGGGAGCUCUAAUGGUUAUUAGACGUGUGAUGAGAUAGUGAUAGAUUAUGUGUUUGGGCCGCUUCGAAGAAGGAAAAUGAUACCUCUCCUCAAGGGGUUAACACCUGGUAUCUCAUCCGUCCUGCAUGAAAUCAAAUCAACUUCCCAAAGAAGAUUGAUCUGUAUGGUAUGCAAUGCAAAGUGGCUAAUGUCGCCGAGAAAGCUUAUUGAAAAGCUUGGUGGGCCGUGGUGGGGUCCUUUAGUUUGUCCUAUGUGGUGAGGUCCAUCCCUUAGGCCAUGAAGAGCCUCCGUGCAGGAAAAUUUGCAAAGUGCUCCGCAUAUACGCAUUCGUUAGAUUGCUUCUUAUUACUGGGACGUUGAUAUUCUUUAGCGAUGAAUUACAGUUACACCACUAGUAUCACGCUUACAACAGUACGUAGCGUUUGAAGUGCUACUACAAGUAGC